AUGGAUCAAAAACAGAGUCAAAUGGACCCGCCUCGCUAUCAAGAUGCUGCAUAUCAUCAAUAUGGUAGUCAAUAUGGUGGUCAAGUUGGUGCUCCAUAUGGUAGUCAGGCCGUCAGUCAAACUUUGCCUCCAACAGACCAAGAGGAAGCGCUCUUCUUAGAGCAGGUUACCGGUUGGAUCCCAAGACAACCACCCGCGAGAGAGGCGCGCAUGUUCCGCCUCAGUAGACCAGUCGUGAUUCCAAGGGUAGAUAUUGCUAGGCCCUUCCAAACGCCGUUUCCUUUCAUGAGAGCAUACAGCCCCGAUCUAUAUCGCCAUGAUAUAAGCGUUGAGACCUUUGUUGCCUUCAUCGACAAUCUUGCCGUGGCAGAAGCUCCGCCGGCUCCAUUGCAAGCUUUGAACGUCGCAGGCCAAGCAAUAGGAUUCGUUCCGCAUCAUUGGGCGCAAGCUGCCAGUUUUGGUAUAGGCAUGGCCGCAGGUGUAGGUACAGCUGCAGUCACCCGAAUCCGGACGCAGCGAUUCUUGGAGGCCGUUAAUCGCGAUUAUUUCGGGCCUCGAGGACUGAAGGUAUCCAUUUGCAAAGGUCAUGAUUUGGCUCCGAGGAUUGGACUUGGACAACUUUUACCAGAAAUACCACCAAUGGAUCUUAGAUCACAGUGCAUCAGCAUCAGAGACCGACAAAUGCAGUCCAUCGCCGCAAACAUAGCACCAUUGUCUUUAGAUGUCCCUCCGCCUUCCGAACAGCGCAACAUCAUCGACAGAAUGAGCGCCAAGCAAGUCGAGUCUCAAAUUAAAAGGUCCGAGAAAAGUAAUCGCAAAGAGCUACUAAAGCUUCGAGAAAAGGAUUCGAAAAUGGCCAGAAGGUCACAGGGACACUCCGGCGGCGACAGCUCCGAUUCAAGCUGGGAGGAUGAGCAGCGCGAGCUGGACGAGAAGAUUCAGAAGAUUCAGCGCAAGGCCGACGAAAAACUGGCUGACGCAAGUCCUAGACAAGCUUCAAGGAUAGAGGAGAGGCGAGCAAAAGAGAUGCGAAAAAUUGAGCGAGAACAGAGAAAACUGGAUAAAGAGGUUGAGAAGAAGAUGUCCAAAGCUUCAAGAAAGGAGGACAAGAAGCUAUCCAAAGAUGGUCGGAAGGCCGGAAGAAUGGAGUUUGUGGUCGUGGAGAAUAUCUAG
Messenger RNA from Trichoderma breve, 1173 nucleotides. RefSeq lists its product as uncharacterized. The coding region runs from base 1 to 1173 and encodes 390 amino acids. Lineage: Eukaryota; Fungi; Ascomycota; Sordariomycetes; Hypocreales; Hypocreaceae. The record is from RefSeq and is a predicted model, not a curated record. The transcript has 4 exons.